CAUAUGACCCAACCGAGUGAUCAUUAUCAAGUGCUAGUGUUAGCUUUGAAUACACUGUCACUGGAUGAGGCGGUGGUGAAGCUUAGUCUCCGUCUCUGAGAAAGAAAACGUCAUCAUGUCCAGCAAGCCAAUCUUUCUUAAAGUAGUUCUCCUGGGAGAUGGUGGGGUAGGCAAAUCCUCUCUCAUCCAGCGUUUCGUGAGCAACAAAUUUGAUCCAAGCAUGUUUCACACGAUCGGCGUAGAAUUCCUAAACAAAGACAUGGAAGUCGACAGCAAUCGCUACACGCUACAAAUCUGGGACACGGCAGGCCAGGAGCGAUUCAAGAGCCUGCGGACUCCAUUUUACCGUGGCAGCGACUGCUGUCUGUUAACAUAUGCCGUCGACGACUCUCAGAGUUUUCAAAACCUCACCAUGUGGAAGAAAGAGUUUCUAUAUUACGCUGAUGUCAAAGAGCCUGAUAGUUUCCCAUUCAUCGUCAUUGGUAAUAAAGUAGAUGUACCGGAUAGGAAAGUCACACCAGAAGAAGCAGCAAGAUGGUGCGAAGAGAACAAUAAGAUGCCAUACUAUGAAACAAGCGCGAAGGACUCUACUAAUGUUGAGCAGGCAUUUGAGGCAGCCAUUAAGAGAAUAUCUAGUCUCGGGCACCUCUCAGUUUCGAAAAAGACUGAUUACGCUGUCGACUUAAAUAAGAAGAAGCAAUCUGGUGGAGGUUGCUGUGCAUAAUGGGCUGGGAUGAACUACUAAAAGGUAGUCCACCUGUUAUUAUUUUUGUUUUAUAGCUUAUUAUUGGCAGAUAUGAUGAUCCUUUAUUAUUAUUAUUAUUAUUAUUAUUAUUAUUAUUAUUAUUAUUAUUAUGCUAGUAUUAUUAUAGUGUUAUAAUUUAUUCUUAAUAUCCAUCUUCACUCAUUUUUCUUGUCCUCUCUUGCUCUCUUCUCCCCCUUUCUGUUAUUCUCUUUCAUAUUUAUGUUUUAUGUGUUGUUGCUGUGUGAGUGUGUGUUUCCUUUCUUACAAGUAGAAAUUUUGAUCACUUUCUGAACUAUUUUACAAGUAUUAUAAUUUAUUAUUAUUAUAUUGAAUUAAUUAUAGUGCACACUACGUACAUGUAUAAUUUAAUUUAUGCAUUAUUAUACCUCUCACUCUUCUCUUUUCCCUCUCCUUUCUCUCUUUGUCAAUCUUUACCAAAUUACCAGAAAUUAAAAUGAUUUUUCAGAUUUAUGAACAAUAA
Amphimedon queenslandica is the source of this 1226-nucleotide messenger RNA. Its product is annotated as ras-related protein Rab-9A-like. Gene Ontology annotation, molecular function: GTPase activity; GTP binding. The transcript is spliced from 2 exons. Gene Ontology annotation, biological process: retrograde transport, endosome to Golgi. Lineage: Eukaryota; Metazoa; Porifera; Demospongiae; Haplosclerida; Niphatidae. The record is from RefSeq and is a predicted model, not a curated record. Bases 116 to 724 code for a protein of 202 amino acids. Gene Ontology annotation, cellular component: phagocytic vesicle; late endosome; lysosome.